Rhodofomes roseus is the source of this 1170-nucleotide messenger RNA. RefSeq lists its product as uncharacterized. Lineage: Eukaryota; Fungi; Basidiomycota; Agaricomycetes; Polyporales; Fomitopsidaceae. The coding region runs from base 1 to 1170 and encodes 389 amino acids. The transcript has 5 exons. The record is from RefSeq and is a predicted model, not a curated record.
AUGUCUCAGUCUAUCCCCAACGUCAACCCCGCGUCUCGUCCGUCUAGCCCGAAAGGACCGACGGCGAGCCCAGCCCCUAGUGGCAGAACUUCGAACGACGCCAUGCCGCACUCGCCCACCUAUGCGCAAAUGGCUGCUCGCCCUCCGUCCCCGAGGUCUACGAGCAGUGCUCGCAGCGAAGUAACUGCUCCCAGAGGCAAAGCCCCGGCCACGCCUCCUCCUACCCCGUUGCCAACGGAGACUCCGGACGCUGCGCCGUUCACCCAGAGCGUCGCGGAACCCGAAGACAACGGCGAUCACGAAUGGGUGACCGUCAAGACGUCGAAGAAGGUGAAGAAGAACAAAGCUAAGAAGAACAAAGGGAAGGCCAAGAUAACGGACUCUGCGCCCGCCGCGACGACCAGCCGCGAGGCCGACUCUCCAGAGCUGCCCUCCUCCCCGAAGGAGCGCGAGCCCAGGAAGCGCCGCCGCGUCGCCGCUGACUAUGGCGACGACGACCGCUCGACUGACAAGCACCAGGACGCCCCGCCAAGGUCCUCGUUCCCCUCAAACUCGCUGCCGAUCUUCGGCCAGAGCCCCCCCUCUCCAUCCUUCUUUGCUACCACUAUGAACUAUGGCAACGGCAACGCUCCCGGCGACAGCAGCGACAUGGACGUCGACGUCACGGCCGACCUCCGCGCCGAGCAGUUCGGCCAGCCGAACCUCCUCCUUAACCACGGAGACCCUCCUAGCCAGACCUCUCUUCGUAACAACCACUUCGGACACCUUACGCCCGAUGCAGCUGCUCCGAGCUCCUCCUACUCGAGACGGAGUGAUCGCAGGUCCGCGAGGAAGCCCUCCCCUGCUAUGUCUGAUGACAACCCCCCGUUCCCUCUAAGCCAGGCCCGCGUCUCGUCGUCUAUCCCACCAACGACUCCAGUCCAGACGCGUGGCCAACGCGUCCGGACUGUGACACCAGCGGCUCCGUCGCGCGUGUCGACCAGGGCGAGCCGAGGUCGACGCGACGAGAGGUCUCCGACGCCGCAGCCGUCACGUAGCAUUCACGUCUCCAGUGACGAGGACGUACCUCCCCGCAGCGGAGUAUCCUUCUUCUCAUCCGAUGACGACCGCAGCCCGACCCCUCCUCGUCGACAGCGCGGCCGUGGCCGUUACUCAGUCGCUGGACCUUAG